AUGGCGUCGAACAAUUUUGGAAAGUUCACGGAUCUACCAUUUGAACUUAGAUCCCAAAUCUGGGAAGGCCUUAGGCCAAGCAACGAUCCUAUAAAAUCCGACCUUCGUAUCCUCCGCACUUCCCGCAGCGUAUCAUUAGAAAUACUUCCUCAUCUAUACGAUAAAGAAAUCCUGACUUUUAAGCUACUACCCCUCUACCGCCGGAACUCUUGGAUCAUAGUAAGAAAUCAGCUAGGAGCAACCUGGUUCUUGGAAAGCCUCUCACACGCAGUAUCGCUUGGUUUCGCCGACAUUCCUUACGAAAAAUUGAAGGGCAUUGAAAUCGAAAUUCCAGCACCAGAUGUGACAGAUCCCGGUCAGUUGAUAAACCUCUGGACAAAAGUCCGGGAGUUCCUCCAGCUUCUCCAGGGGAAAGAAAUGCCAGAGGUCAACAUACAUCUCCUCGGCACAGACUCUACUUCAUGGAUGGCACCUGACGGAAAGCCCCAAAUAUCAAUCAGAGAAGAGGGGCCCCUCGGCUGGCUACCAGGGGUUGAUCACGACUAUCAUAUCAUCCUUCUCCCCUUCUGCCGCCUGCGCAACUGCCGGAGCGCGAACAUCUUCGCUCCGAAAGACAUUGAUGUUAGAAGGGACGGGAAAGACCACCGAACCCCAAUUGAAUUCUUUGCUUUUUCCAUGCGUUUGAGAGUUCCUUUCGGCGAAUUCACGGAUGAAGACGGAGACAGCGAUGCAGAUAUGAAGAAGGAGCUCGAGGAGGGGUUUCUCCAAUUAGAUUCUGCACUUGAUGUCAUUCCUGGAAAGACGGCCAGGUGGCUGAGGUUAGAACGAUUUAGUACCUGGUUUGAUGAGAAGGUGUUUGGGGGAAGAAGUAAGUACACCGAUGAGUGGGAGAGUAUCACUAAGGAGGGGCAUUUCUCAGAGGAGAUUAAGCAUUUUAGGUGGAGGUGGAAGUGCAUGGCCGCUUUCAAUCCUUGUUCGGCGAAGAUGAAGGGGCUGAGGGAUUACGACAAGCAGGUUGCAAGAGGUCUUACGAUCAAUAAGUUGUUCCAGAUGUGGUCGGAGGGACGCCGCCUGGUAUCUACACGCUUUGAAUGGUGGUGGUGGACUGACAAGCAUUGGGAGAAUCUUUACCGUGCUCAGUGCGAUCCCGAGAAGUAUAAGAAGCUCGAUCGGGAGGAGAGAAAAAUGGAGAGAGAAGCAGAGAGUGGAUGGUUCCUGGAUCUAAGUAUCCUGAGCAUAACGGAAGGAUACCAGGUUCAGGAAGAGGCGAGUCCGGAGGAUGGUUGGGAUAUAGAAGAAUGGUUCCGUUUUUAUCCGGAGGGGAUACCGCCUUUGGAUGAAGACUUGUUUAUCUUUGAGGCUGAGAUGGGUCAUGUGUGGUCUGAGGAGUCACGAUUUGAGCCGAGGGACAGGUUUCGGAACUGGAACGAUGCCACGUUCUUCUGGGAAUAUAGUUGGAAAUCGAAGAUGUUUCUCAAGACUAGAAACCGAAGGUCCGGCUGUUCGUGUUGUGGUGAGCACUGAGGAUCAUGGACUGUCUCAGACUGGAAAAAGAGUUCCGAAGACGCCUCGGCCUAGAAUGAUGGGUUUGUCUCCUGUAUCCAAAGAAUUAAAAACAAAGUAGAUGAUAACACCGGAC
Hyaloscypha bicolor E is the source of this 1639-nucleotide messenger RNA. RefSeq lists its product as uncharacterized. Bases 1 to 1524 code for a protein of 507 amino acids. The transcript has a single exon. The record is from RefSeq and is a predicted model, not a curated record. Lineage: Eukaryota; Fungi; Ascomycota; Leotiomycetes; Helotiales; Hyaloscyphaceae.